Molecule: messenger RNA, 769 nt
Organism: Paramecium pentaurelia
Lineage: Eukaryota; Ciliophora; Oligohymenophorea; Peniculida; Parameciidae
Source: the annotation of a GenBank genome assembly
AAUGAGCUUCCCAUAAUAAGAUUACUUGGCAAUGUUAAAAGCUAAAACUCCACCUUACCCUCCAGUAUAACAAAGUUAAUAAACUCCUAUGAUCUAUCCGAAUCCCCAAUUUCUGUAAGCAACAACUUCUUAUUUUCACUCAUAUAUACUCUAUAUACUUAUUACUCUAAACUCUUAUAAUAUUUUAGACCACCAUUAAUGAACUAUCCACCUUACUAUAUGAUGAUGCAACAAUUAUAACAAAUCCCUUAGAUGCAACAAUUACCUCAAAUGGCUCACAUGAGAAUUCCAAUGAUACCCUAAACACACUAAUUGCAAAAUAUACACUAGCCAGUUAUGCCAUUUUAAAUGUAAUAAUAGAAUCCAACUUAAUAAAAAAUUGAUCAUGACAUUCCUGUGACUGUAAAAGGUACAAAAGUCAAACUAAAUCUCAAAAUCAUUAAGGAUUUACCUUAUGAAGAAGAUAGUAUACUUGAUUAUGAUGAAAUUAAAAAGUAAAGUGCAGAUCCCAAAUACAUAAAUUUGAAAAGAAAACGCCGACUUCUAGAUCAGUAAGAAGCUCCUUUAAUGUAGACCAGAAGGAGAAGUGAAUAAUCAUAAUGUACUUAUAAAGAUUAUGGUUAUAGAUUUAGAAAUACGAGAAAUGUUGAAAGUUGAUGAUAAAGAAAUGACUAUUAUUUUAGAGGCUUAUCCUGAUACCAAAACAUUAUUAUAAGAAUUAAGAAGAGGAAACUUAAAGAGGGAAAUUGAAAAGUUACUACUCAAAUGA